AGACGGACCCAAUGAGAGAGCUCCGUGUCCGAACCCGGAAGUCGGCUUCCCCCUGGCAGGCUGUUGUUUUUAACGCUGCGUCUGGAUCCUGCGGCUGUUCCGUCGUUUCUGUCGCUUUCCUGUCGCUCAUCGAUGGAAACUAACAAAACACGUCUGGGUUCGUCCUGAGAGCUUCACGUGCACCGCUGCUCCAGCUUCUCCCAGUCAGUCCAUGGCUGAUCAGCAUGAGUCCAUCGACCUCAUGUCUCCUCCAGUGGACCCACCCGCAGCUGCAGGACACAGCUGGUUCCCUGGACCCCCUCCGCCCAUCUACUCCUGCACCCUGACCCCUGAACUGGUGGCCAAGGCGCGGGAGGAGCUGCAGGAGAAACCAGAGUGGCGUCUCCGGGAUGUGCAGGCACUGAGAGACAUGAUACUGAAGGAACAGCCAAACCUCAGGACGAGGCUGGACGACUCCUUCCUCCUACGCUUCCUGCGGGCCAGGAAGUUCGACUACGACCGUGCGCUGCAGCUGCUGCUCAAUUACCACGCAGGUCGUAAAGCCUGGCCAGAGGUGUUCCAGGAUCUGAAGCCGUCCACGGUGAAGCACGUCCUGGACCUGGGCUUUCUGACGGUCCUGCCCCAGCCCGAGCCCAACGGGCGGUACAUCCUCUGUGUCCGGCCAGGAAAAUGGAAACCAAACGAUUAUCCAUUCGUGGACAACGUGAGGGCCAUUUAUCUGACGCUGGAGAAGCUCAUCCAGCCCGAGGAGACGCAGGUGAACGGUAUCGUCAUCUUAGCCGACUACACUGGCGUGGGCAUGUCACAGGCGUCCAACCCGGGCCCGUUCCUCGCCAAAAAGGUUGUGAGCAUCCUCCAGGAUGGAUUUCCAAUCAGAAUCAAGGCCGUGAACAUCAUUAACGAGCCGAGGAUUUUCAAAGGCAUCUUUGCUAUAAUUAAACCGUUUCUGAAGGAGAAGAUGGCGGAGAGGUACAUCCUCCACGGCUCGGACCUGCGCUCUCUGCACCGGAACAUCCCCCGCUCGGUCCUGCCAGAGGAGUACGGCGGCACCGCGGGCCAGCUGGACAUGUCCGCCUGGUCCAGGCUGCUGCUGGACUGUGAGGAGGAGUUCAUAGUGGAGUUCUGCCAGCCUGAUCCACUAGAGGGUGUGGUGCUCCCAGACUCCAUGUUGUUCGAAGGCGAGCAGAGCAGAGGGCAGGACGACGACACCUUCAGGGGGCUGCGCUCGCAACUUUAUUACUGCUACUGAUGCACCGUGUCGACGUGUAGACUCCCGUCGCUGAGAGGACAGUUUAUGUUUCAUUCGAAACGUACUGACGCGGCAAAUUUGCCGACGUUCUACAUGAUUUAUUUUACUAACAAAGCAGCACUGCUCUAGGAAGAUUCUCUUAAUGUACAUGUAGCCCAACGAUCAAUCAUGUUCCCAAGGCAGCUGCAGACUCAGGCAAGAGGCUUUGACAUGAGCUGAUCAUUCAGAGACGUUUUAUAGACGUUUCAUUGGCCUCUGUGGAUUAUUUUACAGUAUUUACAGUGAAGGAGGGAUUCAUAUUAUUUUCUGCAGUAGUCAGGGGCCCAGAUGUGUUUUGAAAGACUUUAUGUAAACGUUCCUCCAAUCCAUACUGUCCAUUAAAAAUGUCUUUAAUGUGUUUCCAAUGGAAGAGACGGGGGAUAAAAAAAACACACUUCAGGCCUCAGUAAUCUCAGUCAGAAUAAGUUAUUGUAUUUACAGAGAGAAUAUCAGGAGAAACAAAGAGGGAAUUGGGUAAUAAAAAAGUAAAAUUUCACUGAGACCACAGAUGUCUCACGUUAAAAUAUCUUCUUCUGUUGAACGUGGACUGUGGAUUCUGUCCCUCGUCUCUUUCACUCCCUUAGCGGCCGGUACGAACAGAAGGUCUUAAUACAGUGAGCAAAAAAACAAAGUAAAUCUGUUUUAAUGUACACAUGGGCAAGAGCACUGUUUGAGAACAGUCGUGGAAAAAUAUGAACCCAUCUGUUAACAGUUUCCACUGCGGAGCGAUUCUAAAAACAGAUGCUCACAACUCACAACUCACAUCUCUCACGUUUGUUGGGUUUCUGUCGGCAUGGUUACGUCCACCAUGUCUCCAGUUCCCGUGAAGGUAACUGUCACAGUGCUUCGCCUUAAACUUCUGUUAAUGAGUAGAUUCUCCAUCAUUUUGUUUCACCAAAGCAAUAUUCAUGUUUCCCCGGGGGCUUGUUGUUUCACCUGAGGGUGGAGGUACCUCGGUGUUAGUGGGUGUGUACAGAUGCUGCUGUGGCCGAGAGGAAGAAUAACGUCAUAGAUCAACUCGUGAAUGUUUUAGUUCAAUAUCUUGUUCCUACACGGUGUUUUCAUGCCUUUGUGUCGCUGACGCUUUAGUUUUCUCCAGAUUGAAUCUCCUAAAAGGAUUAAUGUUUUUUAUUUUUUAUUCUGAUAAUCUGCCUUAUGUUUUUCUUGUUUUAACCUUUUUGUGACCUGUGUGUCAUCACGCAGUCUUAACGCGGUGGGGGGGGGGCAAUUGUGAUCACAGGAGUCACAUGGGGGAACAGAACAUUCUGUCCCCACUCCAUAGAUAUCUGCUUUGCCAAAAUCUCACAUCAGGCCAUGUACAGACAUGUGCAAUGAUCUGUUGUCGUGCCGUUUGCCCGAAGCCAACUUUGAAUAAUGUUGUUCAUUCUUUUUUAUAAUUUUAUUUUUCGAGCAUGUGUGUGUGUGUCACAAUAAGCUGCAUUGUGUUGCCGGAUAUUUAUCGUCUGUAGCGUAGAUAAUAAAGUGAAACACAACUGGA
Molecule: messenger RNA, 2786 nt
Organism: Hippoglossus stenolepis (Pacific halibut)
Lineage: Eukaryota; Metazoa; Chordata; Actinopteri; Pleuronectiformes; Pleuronectidae
Gene: ttpal
Product: tocopherol (alpha) transfer protein-like
Exons: 6
Coding region: 212-1249 (345 amino acids)
Cellular component (GO): membrane
Molecular function (GO): phosphatidylinositol bisphosphate binding
Source: RefSeq, a predicted model, not a curated record